AUGCCCAUGCGCACCUCUGUUCAAAGUGAUUCCUCAUCUCCCGUCCAGUCAAUUCAAGGAUCACCUUCUGGUUUGCAUCGCAGAUCGAAUUCCGUAACGUGUCCAGCUGCAACCAGCGAACCGAGCUAUCGUCGCCUAAAGCGUAAUCGCCAUGGCAGUGGAACCUCUGUUAGUAGUCCUGAUAGCCAACCAGUCCCUCGAAAAUCCCGCCGAAAUCGAUCUUCUGCCGAGAAUAGCAUACAUGAAUCUCCUGAAAUUUCCGAACUAAUUUCCGAGAGGUCACGAAAGUGUUUCACGGAUUCUAGUGAAUCGGAUUCUAAUUCCCGCAUGGAGGUUUUAAAAACAGUAGUUCAAGAAGUAGUUGAUACUGAGGAUGUAUCGGGAACUCAAACGCCUCAAAGCAAUGAUGAGGAAGGAAAUAAUAGUGAAAAUGAUGACGAACAAGUCGCUAAGUUACCUCAUGAACCAGUUUAUGAUUCCUCUCCAGACUCGGCUCCGGUAGCUGAAAAUAAUUGUGGCAACGAUAACACGACAAACCAGAGAUCUCUUCUUAACUCCUCUCCGAAUCCUUCACAUCUUGCUGUUCCUCGUUCAAUUAGCUGUGAUCCUUCAAUCCCCUCUACAUCUUCUGAACCUUGUUCCAUUUUUAAAAAUGAUCCUUCUAUGGAUGUAGCAUUUAGGCAACUUCCUAAGACCAGUCUUUCAAGCUUUUCGUCUGUUACUUCCCUUAUUGAUUCCGUUAUGGAACCUUUCUCUAACACCCCUUCUCCUGUUAUCUUACAAGUACAGGAAAAAUCUGCCAAAACUGAUUCGGAUGAAUUCUGUAAUAGCAAAACUGGUGAUAUUACUUCUCAUCGAAAGUGUAAAAGAAAGUCUGAAUCGAUUACUUCUUCAAAACCUCCAAAAAUUGCACCUCCGUCAAUGUCAUCAAGUGGUGAUGAGAUAAGUGACAAUGGGGAAGUGCAUGUAUAUCCCCUUCGUUCUCGUCUACGUAUAGAACAACAAAGAAAAGAAUGGGAAGAUCGAUUAAAUCAACCACGAAAUCUUGAUACACUACCAAUGGAACUUAUUCUUAGGAUUGUGCAAUAUCUCAGUGUGCAAGAUCUUUUCGCCUUGCAGUGUUUGGGUACUCGUCUCCGACAUGCCUGCCGAUACCAUCUGUCUGGGCUCAGGAGGAUUAAUUUUAGUUCUGGUCUACCUUUCGCUUAUUUGCCUGAUAAACUGGAUGAUGCUGCUCUGAGCCAUAUUCUUCGAUGCACUCCCGAAGUGACCCACAUUUUGGGCUUCUAUCCUCGUAUAAUUUAUAAGGCAAGUUCGCCGGAGGUGAUAAAUUCAAGGCAUGCUCUCACUUACGAGGGAAUUCUCAGUGCUUUUCAAAGCUGUUCUAAACUACGCUCAGUUGAAUUGAUGGAUGUUGGUCUUAUGAGCCUUCUUGUGCGUCAGAUGCCUACUGUAAAAUUCCAUGGAAUGUUCCGGAAUCGACCGGACAGUUGGGAUAGUGAAUAUGCUGUUCCAUUGCCUCCUGAAAUUCCCUCAAGGCCACCGGUGAGUUUAAUUCAGCCCUCGGUAUCUUCAAACUUUAACGGUCCGACACAAUCUGUUGUGAGAUUUGUUAAUCAACAAGCUUCACGGAGUGCUCGUUUAGCAAGAUGGUUUGAACCAGUUACAGAAUCAUCAAUCAAUCAGGGUUCCCCUAUACCUCCGGUAUUUCCCAUCAUCCUUGCUCCUCGAAUAAUCCCACUGCAACAGGCUCUCCAUGAACAAGGCGGUUCCGAUGAAAAUAGUUUGCACAACUCUAUGCUGACGUUUGCUGUUGCCGCGGCUAAUAUUCAUCAAGAAAGUUCACAAAGUCGUUCUGAAUUCAGCCAAAGCCGAAGAUCUAGAUCAAGUGUGGGUUCUUCUCAUCGUCGUCAAACACUAUCAGAAUUCGCGCCCGUAGUCUCGGCAGCAGCAUCCGCUGCGGCUUUCGUGGCUCACGCUGAGGAGAAGCCACCUCCUUACCCCCCUGUUUCACCUUUCCACUUGACCAGAUCGAUGCCUAUUUCUCUUCCCGAGGCAAUUGUAAAUUUGACCAAGUUGGAUCUUGUAGCUGUACCUGUAACCAUUUUACCAAGGCUGGAUAAUGUUAAAUACUUACACUUGAAAUGGGUUCACUUCUCGGGCCAAGAUCCCUUCCUCCACUUCCAAGCUAGCAAACUGCAGUCCUUUGUGAUGAACAAUUGCGUGGGUCCUAGGCGCUACAUACGAUUUAUUCGUUUGUUUGUGUUUCUUACUCGGGCCGCACAAAUUAUGCGUUUGGAACUAGUUGGAACUCGUCUUGUCGAGGGUCUUUUUGAGCAGUUGAUCGACAGACAAGUUGUUGCCCCGUCACCAUGCUUCCGCAAUCUCCAACGUUUGGUGAUGACUGGCGACAGGGACAUAACUAUCUCCGAUGCGGGUUUAAUCCUUUUCUGUGCUCAACAGAGUCUUACGCAUUUGGCACUCCAAACCUUCCAUUCGGAUAACUCUCUCUUUGAGGCACUCAAUUUCGCUCGAGUUCGUCUCUCCCGGCUGGAAAGUCUUGUUAUCGGCUAUCAGGAUCCCUAUCUCUCGCGUCUCACUCCUGGAGAGAUCAAUGAUCUGGAUCUGUGUGACUCCCCUGAUUCCACGAGCCCUUUCUGCAAUAUUUCCGACCGUGGAUUAACUCUAGCUCUUUCUGUUUGUCCACGUAUCAACAGUCUAACUCUUCGUCAAGCACCCUACAUCACGCGUUUUCCGCGAAGUGAAGAAAUUCUUGCUUCUUUCCCUUCUCCCUCCUCGCCUACAAAUAAUCCGGGUUCGAAUCCAUCAGCACCGAUUCCUCCUACGGCUCCUACUUCGGUACCUUCUCAUCCAUCUCAGCAGUUCUAUGUUAAUGCCAUCAGCGCUCUUACAGCUCUGGGUCUACAGCCAAGUCAUUCAAAUGUACCUGCUCAACCACAGUUAGAAACGGCCCAGCACCGACAAAACCAACCUUCCAAUGCACAACAAAGAAGUCCUUCACCCAUCGGUUCCCAACUAAUUCUCAGGUUAGCAACAAUGCGUCCUGGAGUGCCAGUCAAGUCUCUUACUCUUGAAAAUUGUCCUGGAUUCGCGGCGAUUGAAUUAGAGAAUAUGAUAGCUAGAGGUGACCCAUUUGGUGUUUUGGAAUCUCUCAUUCUUCGUGAUAUGUUCCCUAUAACCAGGGCAAUGUAUAGCCAAACCGCUGUCUAUAAUUGGUCCUCUCGAUGGCUAUCUAACCCAAAUUCCACCGAAGUCGGACCUCUUUUCUCAUUCCUGGAUCAAGAAAAUGCGGACUAUCGGAAGCUUGGUCUUCUUCUAACUCUCUCUGAUCUACUUGCCUCAAGACUUAUUGCACAUCCUUCACUUGCUCAGUUUGGAAUUGGUAUGGGAACGUCCGUGAGGGACGUCGCUCAUGUGCCUGCUUUCCAAGGGGCCCGAGUCGUUGAUCUACCGAUUCAACCCUUCGAUAUCUUUUUUACCCUUCGCACACACACUUAUCUUACCUCUCUCCUUCAAAUGGAUGGUUCUGUGGGUAAUUUGCUGCGAAUUCCUCGUCUUCUCUAUGGUAGUAUCCAGACAAGUCCUCCAGAAACCAUGGACGAAGACUUGGAUGAAACUUGUUUUGCUUCUAGAGCCACACAAACUUGUAUUUGUGGUCUUCUAGAAUGGGACUUUUUCCAUCGAAUAUGUGCGGAAGGAACUGGUGAAUGGGAGAUUUCACCAUCUAAACGGACUAGCACAGAGUCGGAGUCGACUGCUUUCUUCAACUUACUAUAUCAAAUCGGUGGGCCUCUGGCUUUCCAUCCUCAUUUUAUGUUGCCUCAGCAUAGUAAUCUUUUUCAGAAGAUUUUGUGUGGCUCUUGGGGUGAGAUGAUUGUCAAAUUUAGAGCGUUCGAGGAUCUGAAAAAUGCAAAAUGUUUCGUGAAAUCAUUUUGUGGGUCUGCAGUGUGCCAAGGUUGCAGUUCAGAUAUACCUGAUGCACCAUCUCGAACAGAAGCUGAACAUUCUCUUUCACCCAAACCGAGAGUAUGGACAGCUCGAGAUGCUUGUGUCGACACAACUGACUUACGAUGUCACAUUGGUCCCAACCCUUGUGUCUUGACACUUCGCCAACCGUUCAACUAUCCAUUCAAUUGUCUGACCACUCUUCAUUUGGAGAAAGUUGGAAUUAGCCAUCUGGUGCUUUCUGGUGUCCCUCGUCUCAAGAACAUCACACUUGAGAACUGCCCAAUUCUCACAAGCAUUCUUCUCGCUUCUGUAACCGUUCCCUCCAAUUCAUCGAAGAUGCUGGAAGCAGCACCUUCCCUGAAGCGCGUUCGCAUCAUUCGAUGUCCAAAAUUUGCUAUCUGGAAUUGGCUGGCUGUCGCUGCUAGUCUCUAUCCUCAACACGAUGAGAAUUUGUUUAUUACCUAUCGACCAUUUGGUGCGUAUAACGAAUUGGUUGAACAAGCCCUAUGGCGUAAGAUUCAAGGUGCUCAUGUUACCGUCUCCCAUGACUACUCAAUCGAUCGCUCUGAACGUGCCAUGGAGGAAACAAACUCUGCCUUUGAACAGCGCUUCCGUGAGCUUAUGCACCUCACCGAUUUGAUCAACAUUGGGUCGAACCCUGAAGAUGAAAUUAACAAAGACCGGAAAACCAAAGAUGCCACCAAAUUAACUCGUCUCUUUCACACUGACAGGGGCGACAAUUGGAACCUUAUGACGGAUGCCAGUUGGAUGCCCAAGGGUGCACUUAAUCCCACAAUUGAAGUCUCUUUAACUACUCCGGUUCCACCCAAUGACAUAAUACAGGGUGCCUUCGAGCAAUCCGAAAUGCAGGUUAACGAAAUUCCUCUAAGUAAUGAUGAAAUUCGUGAAUCUGAGGCCCAAAAACGAAGGUUAUUCUCACGAUUCCUCAAUGAAUAUCGUGGCACGUAUUGUUUCCAUAGACGCGGAGUUCACUUUCAUGUCCAACAUCGUGAUAUUCAUGCCGGAAUUGUGGAUGGUGACAAGGAUGGGCAGUAUCUUCCUUGGCCCUACACCGACUCCUAUUUGAAGGCAAUGUCCCCGGAAGAUGAUUUUAACGUUUAUGGUGAUGGACAUGAUUUUGUUUUAAGAGAACAACUUCCUCCGCGUUUGCCAUCCGCAAUGAGUGGUGAAAGUGCUCCAUCGUCGAUAAUUAUGAAACGAGAGCACUCUUCGGAACCUGGAAAGGAUGAGGAGGAGGAGAUUGAAGUAGAUAUUAAGCACCCACGUUUAAAUGUUUUAGAGGACUGUGAUAAUUGCCCCAAAGAAGACCGAACUCAAAUUGGCGAGGCUGCUUCUUAA
Rodentolepis nana is the source of this 5328-nucleotide messenger RNA. NCBI's taxonomy places the organism in Eukaryota, Metazoa, Platyhelminthes, Cestoda, Cyclophyllidea, Hymenolepididae. The record is from the annotation of a GenBank genome assembly.